Molecule: messenger RNA, 1518 nt
Organism: Lizanozyma spartinae
Lineage: Eukaryota; Fungi; Ascomycota; Pichiomycetes; Serinales; Debaryomycetaceae
Gene: ATG6
Product: beclin 1
Exons: 1
Coding region: 1-1518 (505 amino acids)
Biological process (GO): autophagosome assembly; autophagy; late endosome to vacuole transport
Cellular component (GO): phosphatidylinositol 3-kinase complex, class III, type I; phagophore assembly site; phosphatidylinositol 3-kinase complex, class III, type II
Source: RefSeq, a predicted model, not a curated record
AUGACGAAGCCAGGAAUGUUUUAUUGUCAAAAAUGUGGUGUUCCAAUUACGGUAGAUGAUUCCGUUCGGAAUAUGACACCUGAACAGUUUGAUCUAAUACGAAACUCUACAUCCAGAGCACCUACCAACCAAGAUAGUAAUGAAUCGGAUCCUUCUACAUAUAUCCCUAAAUCUCGAUUAGAACUAUACCAAUCCUUAAGUGACUCGAAUCUAGAUCCAUCCUUAAUUGUGGAUAAUAUUUCUGGACUGAAUGACUCACGUAACGAUGCUACAAGCACCACAGAUAAGAUGACGGUGAAUUCCUCCUUUAUAGUGAUAGAUGACGUAUCACCAACAGAUUCAUCCGUCGAAAUUGGUAAAUAUGGUGAUGAGAGUACUAUAGCAGGUAAUUCUACUACAGAUAAUGAUAUACUGCUGCCAGCGAAUAGCAGUGAUCAAAUUGCUAGUAAUCCAGAGGAUGGCUUCAAUUUAUCCAAACAAAUAAAUGAACUCACAAAGAUCUUUGAAAUAUUAUCGAAAGAUUCAUUAGAAAGACAUCCAUUGUGUAUUGAUUGCAGUGGGUUGUUGAUGGAUAAUUUAAAACUUAAAUUUGAUCUGCUACAGAAAGAGAAAGACAACUACCUUAACUUCCUAAGGAAGUUAAGGGAAAAGGAUAGAAUAAUUGAUGGCGAUUCCAAGUUUCUCGAUUCUAAAUUAGCUAAAUCUGUUGAGGAUUAUGAAGAGUUAGUUAAGAAACGGGAAACUGCUCUCAAAGAACUUCGAGAUCUAGAACAAUAUAAAAGAGGUUUGGACGACAAUUUGGUUACACUUAAAAACGAAAUACAAGAAUUGAGUAAUUCUCAAUUGAAUGAUUUACUUCUUGAAAGAAAUAAAUUUCAAUUGGAUAUUUUAAAAAAGACAAACGAAAUAGAAAAGGUAAAAGCAUAUCAUGAAGCUAAUCUAAACCAAUUGGAUCAUCUUAGAACAUUAAAUGUUUACACCAACUUCUUCAACAUAUCAUUUAAAGGUCAAUAUGCUACUAUUAAUGACCUUCGGUUAGGAUAUAAAGUUCCAUUACCAGAAGUUAAUGCAGCAUUAGGAAAUGUGGCUCUUUUAAUGGAUUUUAUUAUUCGGACCUUAAAAGUCGAGAUAUCCGGCUUUAAAAUCGUUCCUUCAGGACCUCAAUCAUAUAUUAUGAAGCUAGCUAAGCCAGUCGAAAGUGUUCAUGAGACUCAAGAUGAGUCUAAAAAAAUUGUGCUUAAUUUAUUUGCUACAACAGAGUUUUCCCUAGGUGCAUUCUUUAAUUUCAAUAAGUUGGAUGUAGCAAUGAUAGCCUUGUUGGAGAUUCUUUGUCAGAUACAACUGAAAAUGAGGUCAACAAACAGAGAUGUUGAACUUCCAUAUAAUAUAUCUGCCAAAAGAGAUUCGAUCGGGAAUCGAAGUAUUCGAAUCACCUCUAAUCAUGAAUGGAGUGAAGGUUGUCGUCAUCUUUUGACCAACUUAAAUUGGAUUUUGGCCUAUUCUACGGUCAAUUCUUAG